AUGUCUCGAACAAGUCGCAUCGCUGGAUGUCUGCCCCAUGCGGAGGGGACUGGGAACACCAUCCUCGACGGCACCGAGGGGAGGAUCAAUGGCAUCACGAAGCACGCCGAAAUCGAGUGGGCGCCGCUGCUGACGAGGCUCGUGGAGGAGAGGAUCAAGGUGACGAUACAUACGCCUGGCCAGAUGGCUGAGCGCACGUUACAGCACGUGAUUGAGCAGACGGACUUCGCCCUGAGCAGGAUCCACGAAACCGUGUCCAGCGGAGCCCAGGGUCUCGUCCGCUCGCGUGCCAGCGGCGGCACCUGGGCCCACUCCACGGACAGGCACAUGGACCUCAUGAACGAUUACGACCUGCUCUUGUCGGGCAUGAAGGAGGCCCUGGCGGGCGAGGUGGAGCAGCUGCGGAAGGGCCAGGAGAAGGCGAGGACGAUCCUGGCUGGGCUCGUGACAGAGGUGGCGCAGCUCAAGGACACCCUGCAGAGCGGGGAGCUGGCGCCCAUCCAGGCGCUGGCCAGGCACGCGGACGUCAUCCUUUCCAACAUCCAGGGCAUGGCCGAAGAGGCGUGGGGGUCCUUCACGGACGAAGCCCUCGCAGAGCCCGAGGAGGAGCUGAUCCGCGUGCCGCGGCUGCGGGCCAGCGCCUUUGUGGUCCUCAAGGAAAUCGACAGGGCCCAGGAGAUGUUCAGCAAGCUGGGCAGGUUGCUCGGCGCCCGCAUCUCGAAGCGCUACGAGCUGAGUGACUUGCAGGACGACGCGACCACCGCGUCCGCCACGCUCUCGCUGGCACGCCAGCUGCUUCAGCCAGUGGCAGACGGCAGCGCGGAGGAGUGGGACCUGACGAGCAGCAUCGAUGACUUCGUGCAGUCGACCGCGGGACUGGACAGCAUCUAUAGGAAGGUGCAGGAACGCCUGAUGUACAGGAACACCAGCUCAGCCGACACCGAGCUCGAGCUGCUGCUCGCGUCCACGGACGGCUACUUCCACAGAGCCAUACGCGAGGACGUGCACCGGGCCGUGCUUCCCCUCUUCGAACAGGCGACGGAGGCCGUGGGGGUUCUGGAGGCAACCUGCGAGCUGCUAGACGACCUCCUGCGGGUGCGGGUGCCAGAGGCGAUGCGGACGAUCGAGGGCAUACAGGACAGCAUUUGGCCAGUGCUGGAGGCCGUGAACAACUUCAGGACUUGCGGCGCGGCCGCGGAGAGCGGGGACGCCCCGGCAACCAGAGCCCCGAGCAGGUUGUCGCUCGGCCUGCGAUCGUCGCGCGGCAGCGCGGACUACCCUGACCCGGUGGUGGAGGACGAGACGCCGGCCACGGGCGAGGGCGUCGAUGUCUGGCGGGCGCGUUUCCUGAAGGUGCAGGAGGCGAUGGACGAGCUGAUGAACAGCAACAUCCUGGUCGGCAUCGAGCAACUUCAGGGCCUUUGCAGCGGUGGCAUCGACAGCAUGUUCAGCAAAAUGGCCAAGCCCCGGCUGGAGAGAGCGCUCGAUGGGCUGAUGAUCGAGAAGGGGGCCGAGUACGGAGAGUCCCGCAGUGACUGGUGGCAGGCGCUCGAUGCGGCGGACGAGUUUAGCGAUGGCGCGCCCCCCAUGUCGGGGGAGGAGUUCCUCGACGGCGCGACGGACUACGACAGCGACGAGGACUUGAACGACUCCUUUCACGGGAGCACCACGCAGACACGGCGGGGCGGGAGCAGCCCAGCGAGCUCGCGUGGCCAUUUCAUCCAGAUGGGCUCGCCGGAGCGCCAGCCGGCGUGCCCAAACAACCACCUGCUGAAGAGGGCCCUGUGCGAGGGUGGGUACGUCUGCGACAUCUGUCAGCGCUCCCUGGACCGCGACGAGCCAAUUCUCCAUUGCCAGGAGUGCAAUUGGGGCACGUGCGGCCAGUGCAUGCAGGCGGCCGGCAUCGGCUGGAACGCCGCACCGCCCAUGUACGAGGGCGCCCCACCGUCGAGCGCUGGAUUCCGCUCCGCCGCUGGCAGGAGGCGCGAGCGCACCGGCGAGGGCGCGCAGAAGCUGCGGCGGCGCAGCCGCAGCCCGCCCGAGGGGCCCUCGCCCAGGGGCAUCGUGGUGGGGAUGCAGGGCCUCCAGUCGAGGCCCGCCACGGCGGAUGGCUUGCUCGGGGUCGACGAGUCGCCCACCCAGGACGUCGGGUUGCUCGCGAGGGCUGGCCUCCGCCUCGGCUUCAUGCAGGAGGCCUCGCCCCGCCAGGAGCCCCGCGACCCCCGCAGCAUCCCGCCCGCCAGCCCCGUGGAGGAGCCGGAGGAGCCGAGCCGCCCGCCGACGCCGACGAGCCCAGACCCGCCCCGUGACGAGGACGAGGUCGAGGACGAGACGCGGGCCUACCCCAUGGAGUACACUGGCCCAGCGCAUCCCUAUGUCGAGAACCAGAACAAGGGCUUCUUCCAGGGCAUGGGCCUGGCGGCGGGCGCGGGUAGGCCCCAGGAGCCCUCCUUCCGCGCCCAGCGCGUAGCACCGCGGCCGAACAGGAUAGCGGAGACUUUGGAUACCAGCGCUGCCUUAAGCCAAAGCGCCGACAUGGGCAUGGGCCCCAUGCCCAUGGCCAUGGACACUGGCAUGGGCCCUGUGCACCUGGGCGACGGCGUCCCCGAGGUCGAGGAGGAGACGCGCGCGGAGUCCAUCGGCGGGCGCUGGCUGGGCAGGGCAAUGACGUCGUUGACCGCGUCCAGAGCCCAACGCAGCCCCCGCGACGAGGUCCCGGCGGCGCCGAGGCCCUCGCCGCGGCCCUCGCCGCGGCCCUCGCCGCGGCGGAGCCCCCGGAGCGACGACGCCGCCCUCGCCGCGGCCGCGCUGCCGGGCGACGAGGAGGCGAGCCUGCCGCACGUGCACUUCACGCCUCCGCCGAGGCCCCUGGGCCAGGGCGACGAGGCCAAGCCGUCGAAGCCCCGGCGGCGGAUGUUCGGCUUCAGCCGGCCGCCGCGGGACGGGGUGGGCCAGCUGACGCCGGAGGGCGCAGGCACCAACGAGGAGGACGCCAGGGCGGUGGAGCCCCCAGUGGCCCCGCUGGUCGUCGGGAUGGCCAGCCGCCUCGCCGCGCUGAGGGAGGAGGAGCCGGAGGCCUACCCUGGCUCCGCGAGGCUGCGGGCGCUCACGCCCGAGGGGGCCCGCCGCGCCUCGCCCGACCUCGACGCCUUCGACCGGGACAUGCCCGAGCGGGAGGUGCCGAGCAGCUCCGGCGGCAGGCGAAGCGCCCGCUCCAUCGGGGCCAUGUCGAUCUGA
Messenger RNA from Prorocentrum cordatum, 3237 nucleotides. NCBI's taxonomy places the organism in Eukaryota, Dinophyceae, Prorocentrales, Prorocentraceae. The record is from the annotation of a GenBank genome assembly.